AUGACGCUGGCCGAGGAGUUCCGUUCGCGCAAUUUCAGCAUCUAUGGUCAAUGGACCGGUGUGCUGUGCAUUAUCCUGUGUCUUGCCCUUGGAAUCGCCAACAUCUUCACCUUUAGUCCGGUGUUGAUCAUCUUCAGCUGCCUCUGCAUUGCCACGGCCUUCGUGGUCCUCUUUAUAGAGGUUCCCUUCCUCCUCCGAAUCUGUCCCACCUCCCCCAAGUUCGAUCAGUUCAUCCGCCGCUUCACCACCAACCCGAUGCGCGCCGCCAUCUACGUGGUCCUCAGUGCUAUCCAAUGGGUCAGUCUUGUCAGCAGAGCGUCUAGCUUGAUCGCUGCGGCCGUGUUCCUCCUCCUCGCGGCUGUAUUCUAUGCUCUGGCCGCCGUCACGAAGCAGGAAUUCGUCGGCAGCAAGACCCUGGGUGGUCAGGGAGUCGCGCAGAUGAUUGUGUAA
Messenger RNA from Penicillium brevicompactum, 450 nucleotides. RefSeq names its product Tvp18 family protein. The coding region runs from base 1 to 450 and encodes 149 amino acids. Gene Ontology annotation, biological process: vesicle-mediated transport. Gene Ontology annotation, cellular component: Golgi membrane. The transcript has 4 exons. The record is from RefSeq and is a predicted model, not a curated record. NCBI's taxonomy places the organism in Eukaryota, Fungi, Ascomycota, Eurotiomycetes, Eurotiales, Aspergillaceae.